Messenger RNA from Phalaenopsis equestris, 770 nucleotides. RefSeq names its product transcription factor RAX2-like. The record is from RefSeq and is a predicted model, not a curated record. NCBI's taxonomy places the organism in Eukaryota, Viridiplantae, Streptophyta, Magnoliopsida, Asparagales, Orchidaceae. The coding region runs from base 60 to 734 and encodes 224 amino acids. The transcript is spliced from 3 exons.
AAACAGCCCUUCGGCCAUCUUCUUCACUGCUCUGUAUCUCUCUCUCUCUCUCUCUAUCUAUGGGAAGAGCUCCUUGCUGUGAUAAAGCAAACGUGAAGAGGGGACCAUGGUCUCCUGAGGAAGACGAAGCUCUCAGAAGCUACAUCCAGAAUCAUGGCUCAGGAGGCAACUGGAUUGCUCUUCCCAAGAAAGCUGGCUUAAAGCGCUGUGGUAAGAGUUGUCGGCUUAGAUGGCUUAAUUACCUUAGGCCAAACAUUAAGCAUGGAUGCUUCACCAAGGAAGAAGACGAUCUGAUUUUCACUCUGUACAGUAAGAUAGGAAGCAGGUGGUCUGUGAUUGCUUCCAAGCUUCAUGGAAGAACAGAUAAUGAUGUGAAAAAUCACUGGAAUACUAAGUUAAAGAAAAGGUUGAUGGAAGCUCAAGCAAUAAUGUCUGAUGGUCAUUAUGGAUCUUCUGCACCUCCAUUGAUGGAUUCGCAACCGCUUAUCAACUGUGUGCCGGUUUUGUCGACCGAUGAGAUCAAAUCGGAGAGCUUCAAUGGCAGCUUGGAACAGUCGUUGGAUCUCAGAUUUCCAAGACAGAAUCCUAACCAUUUGGAAUUAGAUUUUGGAUCCAUUACUGAUCUUCUUCUCUGUAGUUCCAGUUAUGAGGAGACGGUUGAUACCAUUUGGGCUGAUGCUUUUGAAGAAUUCAAGCUAAGGGAGCUUUCUCAGAGUGUCACAUAUUUGUAUUAGAUCUGAAUGUGAUUUUUUACUUUAUAGAUCAUAUUG